AAAUACAAUUAUACUAUAGACUUGUACUUGUAAUGCUGAUUUAUGGAAAAAAUUUGUUGUGCCAACUUUUACUUAAUGAAUUUGUUACAUCCUAUUUAACGAAAAUUAGUUUUAGCUGUGAUUAUUUCUUUUUGAUAUUUUUAUACCAUUCAAAUUUUGCGUAAAUGAGAAAACACCUGCAAGUUAUCGCCAGCAAGCCAUCACCAGCAGCAGAAGUAGCAACAAUUGCGGGGGAAACAGCAACAAAAACUAGCAACAACAACACCGCUCUGAUGCCUUAGCGCUUGCGUAUUUUGUUGAUAUUUGCUUGCCAUCCGGGAGGAAAGAGGCCGAGAACGGAACCGAUGCUGCGCCUACUCGUCUCCAACUGCUGUCGCAGUAGCAGCGGCGAUCUGCUCAGCCGCCACCUGCUGCAGCCGACAUCACAGCCACUGCCACGCCUCCAGAAUGCCGCCCGCCUGAUGCGACAACAUUGGAGAGGUACGCCCCCGACGCCCACACCGCCCUCGAAUGCCACCCGCCUGCUACACACCACACGGCUGCUGCUCUGGGGCGGCGGCAGUCUGGCCCUGGGCAUGGGCGCUCGAUCAUGGUGGGCGGGGCGAGGAUGUGUGGUGCACUGUGAUGGUACGCGCCUGGCCCAGCGCGAGGUGCCCGAAAUAGACGUGGACGCGAGGGCAGAGAAGUUCGAUUGGCGGAAACUAUGGUCCUACCUGGAGCCACAUCUCUGGGAGCUAAUCGGCGCCGUAUGCGCCGCCCUAAUAGUGGCGUACAUCAACAUCCGUAUACCUAAUCUGCUCGGUUAUCUGGUCAACACUUUGGCCCGCUACGCCAACACCUAUGUGUCGGACACUAACUCGUUCGUGAAGGACGUUAGCAAGCCGGCCACCAACCUACUUAGCCUCUAUAUGCUCCAGUCGGGCUUCACCUUCAUGUAUAUCUACCUCCUGAGUCGCGUGGGCGAGCAGAUGGCUGCUCGGAUGCGGCAAGACCUCUUCAAGCAGCUCGUCAUCCAGGACAUAGCCUUCUUCGAUGAGAAUCGAACGGGUGAGCUGGUCAAUCGACUAACAGCUGAUGUCCAGGACUUCAAGACCUCCUUUAAGCAGUUCGUGGCCCAGGGAUUGAGGAGCGCUGCUCAGCUUAUUGGCGGCGGGAUAUCCCUCCUCAUGAUAUCUCCCCACAUGGCGGCCAUUGCGCUGGCCAGUGUCCCAUGCGUGGUGAUGCUCAUGUCCUAUUUGGGUCGGGAGUUGCGGGCGCUGAGCAAAAAUUCCCAGGCGCAGGCGGAACGGGCGACGGGAGUGUGCGAGGAGGCGCUGUCCAAUAUCCGGACGGUGCGUUCCAGUGCCUGCGAGUACCGGGAGAUGCAACUGUUCGAAACGGAGACGAAUGAGGCUGCCCGUUUGGCGCAAGAGCUCGGCUAUGGCAUCGCCAUCUUCCAGGGCCUGACCAAUUUCUUCCUCAACACACUAGUCCUAUCCACGCUGUUCAUGGGCGGCCAUCUGAUGUCCAAGGACAGCCUGACGCCGGGUGCUUUGAUGGCCUUCCUGGUGGCGUCGCAGGGCGUCCAGCGAUCCCUCGCCCAGGGAUCCAUACUGCUCGGCACAAUGAUCCGGGGCAUGAGUGCUGGCUCCAGAGUCUUUGAGUUCCUUGCCCUGCAGCCCCAGGUGGAGCUGUUGCGUGGCUAUGUGAUUCCCCAGGAGCGAUUGCACGGCGAGAUUCGUUUCGAGAACGUAUCCUUUGCCUAUCCCAUGCGACCUGAACAAGUGGUCCUGAAGGACUUCAGUCUGGUACUCCGGCCCGGUCAGACGGUGGCACUGGUGGGGGCCAGUGGCUCGGGGAAGUCAACCAUCGCCGCGUUGGUGGAACGCUUCUACGAACCGACGUCCGGCAACAUCAAGAUCGACGGGUACAAGCUCUCCGAUAUAUCGCCUUACUGGCUGCGCUCCAACGUCCUGGGCUUCAUCGAACAGCAGCCGGUCCUGUUCGGCACCUCGAUCCUGGAGAAUAUCCGCUACGGCAAGCCGGAUGCCCGCGAGGAGGACGUCUAUGCCGCAUCGCGUCUGUCGCAGUCGCAUGACUUUGUGACCGCCCUGCCGGAUGGCUAUGACACGCAUGUGGGCGAACGGGGCACCCAACUGAGUGGCGGCCAGAGGCAACGCAUCGCCAUUGCCCGGGCGCUGUUGAAGAAUCCACGGGUCCUCAUCCUCGACGAGGCGACGAGCGCGCUGGACGCCACCAGCGAGGCGGAGGUGCAGAAGGCUCUGGACACGGCUGUCCAGAAUCGAACCACUCUGGUGAUUGCUCAUCGGUUGUCCACCAUCCGGAAUGCAGAUCUGAUCGUUGUCAUGGACCAGGGACGUGUCGUGGAGACUGGAAAACAUGACGAGUUGAUGGCCAAACGGGGGCUGUACUUCGAACUGGUCCGCCAGCAGGAGCGAAGGGACAUCCAGGAACAGGACAACACCGUUGCCCACACCACGGAGCCAGCAAAUACACAUGCCAAGGAUACUCCAACGACCUUCAAGGACAUCCCACAACAGAGCCGGGCGAACACCGCCCACGCCUGACGACCGUUUUUGGUUUAGGAGCGAUUGUAGGAAAAUUUAUGAUUCCCUGUACACUUACACCUGACUAUUUAGAUUGUUUUUUCCCCCCUUCCCCGCCAUUCUCCUUUUAUUUUAAACAAUGACCAACAAAAACAAAGAAAACUAUUCUAAAAAAAAAAAACAUUUAAAAACAAAAAAAAAAUUAUAAAACUGGUAAGAGAGAUUCUAAUAUAAGUUUACAAUCAAAUAAACGCUGAAUACAGUAUUGUUUUUGUUACAA
This is a messenger RNA of Drosophila ananassae, 2826 nucleotides long. Its product is annotated as mitochondrial potassium channel ATP-binding subunit. The transcript is spliced from 7 exons. Bases 345 to 2567 code for a protein of 740 amino acids. Gene Ontology annotation, cellular component: membrane. The record is from RefSeq and is a predicted model, not a curated record. Gene Ontology annotation, molecular function: ABC-type oligopeptide transporter activity; ATP binding; ATP hydrolysis activity. Gene Ontology annotation, biological process: transmembrane transport. Lineage: Eukaryota; Metazoa; Arthropoda; Insecta; Diptera; Drosophilidae.